AUCUUCUUCUCUCCACUUCCCUUCUCUGCAUCCCAUAACGUUCAUUAGCCUCCAUCCUCUAUUCCCUCCAUAUCCUCUCUCUCUCUCUCCCCCCCCCCUUCCCCACCCAUAUGCCCCCUUAUCUCCUUCCCCUCCAAAUCCCUCUUCCUCCUCCAAUCCUAUAAUCCCCAACCUCUCCCAUGGCCUCUCCCACUCCCCCCCCUCACUACUCCCUCACCUCUUCCAAAUCCCUGCAAAGCCCCCAACCCACUCCCCAAAACCCCCUUCAAAACCCCCCCAAACCCACCUAUAGACUCCACUCCUCCUCUUCCACCACCGCCGCCGCCGCCGCCGCCGCCGCCGCUACUAACACCGCGCCCACUCCUACCAUAACCACCACCACCACCACCACCUCCCCCGGCGGUGCCACCAAUGCCUCCACUCCUUCCCCCUCCCCUCAAAACCCAAUCUUACAGCGAAACCCAGCCUUCUUGCCCUACUGCCCCCGCCCCAGAGCAGGGCUGAGCCCCGAAUUCCGGCGGACUCGCACCACCCGUGUCAUCUCCAAGAGGAACCUCUCGUCCUCGAGGCCCUCCCCCGACAACGCCCGCACCGCCUCACCCGCCGCCGCCCAUUGCCUCUCCCAAAUCCUGCGGUCGCCCCCCAAUGACCGGGCCCUCGCCAAUAUCCUCUCCAGCUUCCGGUCCUCCCUCGCCAUCCCCGAAGACUAUUGCUUCAUUCUCCAUGAGCUCGGCGACCGCGACAAGUGCCCGCCGAAGGCCCUGCGGUUCUUCCACUCCGCCAUGCCUCUCAUGCGAAGCCGGAUCGAGCAGGGGAAGUUGCUGACGGCCGCCAUUUGUGGGCUCGGCAAGAUGGGCCGCCCCGAGCUCGCAAGACAGGUUUUUGAUGCCGGCGUCGCCCGUGGUUAUGGUAAUACCGUCUUCGCCUACUCCUCUCUUAUCUCCGCUUAUGCCAGGAGUGGGCUUGCUGCUGAGGCCACGGGUGUUUUCGAGUCGAUGAAGGCGACCGGCCUGAGGCCCACCACCAUAUCAUACAAUGCCGUAAUUGAUGCCUGUGGGAAGGGCGGCGUUGACCUCCAGUUCACGCUUGGGUUCUUCCGGGAGAUGCUCCACGAUGGGCUCUGUCCUGAUAGGAAGACAUUCAACUCUCUUCUAGCUGCCUGUAGUCGUGCUGGGCACUUGGAAGAUGCACGUAUGAUGUUUGAUGAAAUGAUCCGUCUGGGUAUUGGUCGCGAUAUCUACACCUACAACACCUUCAUUGAUGCCAUCUGCAAGUGUGGGAAUGUGGAGCUUGCAGUGCAGGUCAUGUUGGAUAUGCCUACGAACAAUGUGUGCCCGAAUGUCGUUACGUAUAGUACGUUGAUGGAUGGAUACUCUAAAUUGGAGCAAUUUGAUGAGGCUCUGAAGAUCUAUGAAAAGAUGAAAUCUUUGAAGAUUCGGUUGGAUCGGGUGUGUUACAAUACACUACUCUCAAUCUAUGUGAAGACCGGGAGGUAUGGGGAGAUUGCGAGAGUGUGUGAAGAGAUGGAUGUUAUGGGAGUUGACAAGGAUACAGUUACUUACAAUUCUUUGAUCAAUGGGUAUGGGAAGCAAGGCAGGUUAGACAUUGUUGCUUACUUGAUUCAGGAUAUGAGGGAGCGGGGAGUCGCCCCGAGUGUGCUAACAUACUCGACUUUGAUAGAUAUUUACUCAAAGGCGGGCAUGUAUGGAGAUGCUGCAAAUGUCUUCUUGGAGUUCAAGGGGUCAGGGUUGAAGGCAGAUGUGGUUUUAUACAGCUCUUUUAUUGACACAUUGGCUAAAAAUGGGUUGGUAGAGUGUGCUGUGUCGUUGCUUGACGAGAUGACAAGGGCAGGGAUCGAGCCUAAUGUGGUCACUUUCAAUACUAUAAUUGAUGCUUUUGGUAAGUCUAGGAUCAUUGUUGAGGAGGAUGGUGUUGCGAGUAACAUGGUGGGUGUUGAGGGAGGUGGUGGCCAGAUUGUCAGGGCUUUCAGUCAGCUAGCAAGGGGAAUUGGGCGGCCUGUGGCAGAAGAGGUCAGGAGGAGGUCUGAAGAACUGUUUUGCAUCUUAGGAUUGUUUCAGAAGAUGAUACAGCAGGGCGUGAGGCCCAAUGUCGUGACUUUCUCGGCUAUUUUGAAUUCUUGCAGUCGUUGCAAUUCAUUUGAAGAUGCAUCAUUGUUAUUGGAGCAGCUUCGGUUGUUUGAUAACUUUGUCUAUGGGGUUGCACAUGGGCUUUUAAUGGGCUGCAGAGAGGUUUGGGUGCAAGCUCAGUCACUUUUCGAAGACUUGAGGCAAAUGGAUCUGCCAACAUCAUCUGCCUUUUACAAUGCUCUAACUGAUAUGCUAUGGCAUUUUGGUCAGAAACGAGGAGCUCAGCAGGUUGUGCUUGAGGGGGUACAGCGGCAUGUUUGGGAGAAUGCGUGGAGUGAAUUCAGUUUGGAUCUGCACCUGAUGUCUUGUGGUGCUGCUCAAGCCAUGGUUUAUGCAUGGCUUCUCAGUGUACGCUCAAUUGUUUUUGCAGGGCGUAAACCACCCGAGUUUGUUAGCAUCUUGACAGGCUGGGGCAAACACAGCAAGAUAGCUGGUGCUAGCACCCUCCGUCAUGUCAUCGGGGCGCUGCUUGACUCAAUUGGAGCCCCAUUCAAUUUGGAAAGGUUCAACAUUGGUCGGUUUGUAUCACCAGGUGCAAUGGUGGCUGCCUGGUUGAGGGAACCAGGGACAAUAAGCAUCCUUCUCCUUUGUGAUGAGCGAGUGCAACAUUCUAGUUCAUCAACUCUGCUUCCAAGAUUGCAGGCAUUGCAAUUGUAGUUUCAGAGCAUAUCCAGGUUGCUUCAUCAGCCAGUUGUAUCUGUUUAGUAAUAUUAAUGUUUAUUGUGAGAAUAAAACAGCGAUUUGUUCUUAUUUUGUAAAAUUGUAUCAUAUUUUUGUCCUGAAAUCGCUAGCACCUGCAUUGUACUUAAAAGUCCUGCCUUUUUUUUUGGUUA
Phoenix dactylifera (date palm) is the source of this 2980-nucleotide messenger RNA. RefSeq names its product s uncoupled 1 (gene GUN1). Gene Ontology annotation, molecular function: protein binding. The record is from RefSeq and is a predicted model, not a curated record. Lineage: Eukaryota; Viridiplantae; Streptophyta; Magnoliopsida; Arecales; Arecaceae.